AUGGCCGUGAUUUGGUAUGUGAAUGCCAGUAUCAACAUCGUAACCGAUCUCCUCGUCGCCUUCCUUCCCGUUCGCGUCAUCUGGACCCUGCAAAUCGCCAUGCGCCAAAAGAUUGCUCUAUUGGCAAUCCUUACCAUCGGUUGGUUCGUCUGUGUCGUAUCGAUCCUCCGCCUCCACGCUCUCGUUGUCCUGGUCGCGCAUCCCGAUGACAACACUUACUACAGUGCACCAACAGCCUACUGGUCCGCGAUCGAGAUGAAUCUAGCCAUCGUCUGCGCAUCGCUUCCCGCGCUUAAGCCACUUGUUGUCAAGAUUAUACCCGGCUUCUCUUCAUCGCUCAAUGUCAGCAGGGCAUAUGGGGGUGGGACCGGUACUGGAGCCAGCACGAAGCAGAUUGGUGUCAGGAGCACAGCAAGACGCAUCGACGAUGACUUUGAGCUGGGUCGGCCAGGUAGCACAACACCUUAUCAGACGACUUCUGAAGAAGGCGGCAUGUUUGGUAAAAACAUUUACGUCUCGCGACAUUUCGAGCAACAUUUCGAACAAAGUUCGCGAAUCAGCGACAGCGAGAGCCAGAAGGAUCUUGUUGCUGAGCCAAAGUCGGUACUCCAUUGA
Messenger RNA from Alternaria ventricosa, 615 nucleotides. RefSeq lists its product as uncharacterized. The record is from RefSeq and is a predicted model, not a curated record. The transcript has 2 exons. NCBI's taxonomy places the organism in Eukaryota, Fungi, Ascomycota, Dothideomycetes, Pleosporales, Pleosporaceae. The coding region runs from base 1 to 615 and encodes 204 amino acids.